AUGCCAGUGCAUCGAGGAACUCGAAGGGCCGGCCGUGGCCGCCCGGCAAGUGGUCGUCCCCAAUGUGGUCAGGGUCGGGAGGCUUGUGAUAGUUGCCGCCAGGGCCUCCAGUCUCGUUCUGACCCUGGGGAGUUUCUUCGCUCACACGGCUACCUCAUUUGUCACAUGAAUGUACCACCGUCCGAAGAGCAACGAUACAGUUUUAUCGAGGAUCACCUCAAGGCAAUGGUGGCUAAGAGUGUGGACGACCAAGGGUUUUACCAGGCAUGCUAUGGUCUGCUUAAGACAGCUGAGAUACCAGCCGCCAGCUUGCCGGAAGAGGUUCGCAACACUCUCAUGGAAAACCAUAAGCAGCUCCAUGAUAUAGCCUGGCCAAAGCUCUUGUAUAUACUGGAAACCGAGCAGACCUGCCGAUAUUUUGAUCCGAGGGACGUUCUGAGCAUGGUCACCUACAAUUACCCGAGGCAGCUAGCGAGGCAGGUCCAAGUCAUGAUGGGAGAUCGCUCUGAAACCUUCCGAGUCAUUCAGUAUGCAUUCAUGCGCUGUGGGAGGUGGUUUCUCGGAUACUCUCCAGGAACCUUUAUUUUCCGAUACUCGGACUCUUUGCCCUUCACUGAAGGUCUGAACAUCAUGCCGAGCGUAAUGAACUUCUCAUAUGAAGGCCAAGUACCUCGAAGCUCCUGGGAGCAUCAGCUACGCCUCUCGGCCCUCUGGAAGCCAGCCUCGGAAUUGUUUAUCGGCUUGAUGCAUCACUAUCUCGGAAGGUCUCACAAAGCCGAACUCCCGAGACACGAAGCCCUACGCUCGAGAGCGGUGAUAUGUUCCGAUGCUUUCAAAGCCAUCCUAGAAGAUUGGACAUGGCUUUCCCAAAGGCGUAUGUUUCCGUACCAAAACACCAAAGACUGGAUUUGCAAACGUGCAACGAUCCAAGAGCUUGCGUGGCUUAUACGUCGACUCAAAGAUGUGCCUGAAGUCGACGAAGGUGUUCAGUCGCCUUAUCUAGAGAAUCUUCUCACAACUUCCACCGGUAUGUCACUGCAAGAUCUUGCAGGCCUUUGGAACGAGCAGCUACAAUUAAUGGCGUGGGAGCAAUUCCAUACCGGGAAUCGUCGAGAACUCUUUAUCUACGAAAAUCAGGGGCCGUCAUCGCAAUGGUUCCAAGGACUCGAGGCACCAACGUCUUAUGACAUGCCUUUGAAGUCUGAGUUGAAGUUGGACGCGGUCAAAUAUUUACCCGAACCGAAUCAAGCUAACAAUUUCCUCGUGCAGGACAUCUAG
This is a messenger RNA of Fusarium verticillioides 7600, 1278 nucleotides long. RefSeq lists its product as hypothetical. The transcript has 2 exons. The coding region runs from base 1 to 1278 and encodes 425 amino acids. Lineage: Eukaryota; Fungi; Ascomycota; Sordariomycetes; Hypocreales; Nectriaceae. The record is from RefSeq and is a predicted model, not a curated record.